Messenger RNA from Rotaria sp. Silwood2, 486 nucleotides. Lineage: Eukaryota; Metazoa; Rotifera; Eurotatoria; Philodinida; Philodinidae. The record is from the annotation of a GenBank genome assembly.
AUGACUUUUGAUCCAACUAAAUAUUCACAUUGUCGAUAUAACCCAUUGAAAGUUGAAUGGAUACUUGUUUCACCACAACUAUUAAGUCGACCAUGGCAUGGCCAAGUUAAAGAAGAUAAAAAUGACAAUGAUGAAGCAAUUAAUCACAAUCAACAAUCGACAAAUCCUCUUUGUCCUGGUGCUAUUCAAGGAAAAACAAAUCAACGUAAUCCAUUCUAUGAACAUACAUAUGUUUUUGAUAAUGAUUAUCCUGCAUUGUUAUCUGAUAUCCAUGAUGAUGAAAAUAAUAAUAAUGAUGAUGAUCUUUUUCGAUGUCAUGUAGUUCGAGGUGUUUGUAAAGAUUCCAUGACAGAUACUUCCAGGACAGUUGCUCCCGGGACACUUGCUUCCCAAUGGCACUUGCUCCCCAGAGAAACUUGCUCUCCAGAGACACUUGCUCCCCGGGCACUUGCUCUUCAGCGACACUUGCUUCCUAGCCGUAUUUAA